UUAUACAAAAUGGCGACGUCUGCUGACGUGGAAAAGGCAUUGCUAAAGGAAAGUUAUGGUGAUUUGUUAACUUGUACCAUUUGUCUUGAGACAUUUAAAGUACCAAAAUAUCUUCCAUGUCUCCAUACGUUCUGUGAAACCUGUAUACAUACGUAUAUAUUAUCAACGGUAAAGGAGGAUAAACUAGAAACUUUCAAAUGUCCGAUAUGUCGUCGACAAGUUCGGAUUGAGGAGUGUCAAGAAAAAGCGGACGAAUGGGCGAAACAAUUACCUGGGAAUCAUUUUGUCGUUUCGUUGAUAGAUCAGAGAGAAUUAAAACAAGCAGCGAAAGAAUGCAAUGCUUGUGAACGUAAAAAUAAAUCAAUAAAAGCCGUGUCCUGGUGUACCAUUUGUGAAGAGGCAUAUUGUGAUACUUGUGAAGAAAGUCAUAAAUCUUUUAAAAUGAGCAUUGACCAUAAAGUCAUUCAAAUAAAAGAUGUGAUCAAAGAUAGUUCUUUGUCGCUUUCUAGUUUAGUAGCAUGCAACGAACACCCAAAGAAAACAAUAGAAGUGUAUUGUAAAGAUCACAGUAAACCGUGUUGUACUCUUUGUGCAACAGUUCACCACCGGAAAUGUGAACAAGUUGUUACAAUAGAUAAAGCCUUGUACAGAAUAAAGGAGUCUGAAAAAGUCAAAGAACUGGUCAAAAGAUUACACGAAAGUAAUAAAAACUUGGAAGAUGUUCUUCAAAAACGUAAACAGAAUAUAAAAACGUUCGAAACGGACAUCGGUACUGUUCUUUCAAAAAUCGAGACGUUGAGAGACAAUCUUAUUAGACACGCAAAAUCACUUGAGGAAAAUUUACGGGAUGAACUGAUGAAUUCGAAGAAACAAGUAACCAUUAAUAUGAAUGAUGAAGUAACUGAACUGUCAAGUUUGAAAAGUAAUUUCAUGAAUUGGAAGAAUAUAUUUGACGCUUGUAUCACUGACGGCUCAGAACUGCAUUGCUUAAUAAAGAUGCAAGAGAUUUUAGAAAAUCUUCCACAAGUUGACAAAAGAGUGACAAAAAUUACCAGAGAAAUAAAGGACACAUCAAUAACGUUUGAACCAAAUAACACAACAUCUGAUAUAACGUCACUAGGUCGAAUAAUUUUAAAAGGUUCAACCACGAAACGUCUACAGGGAAUAAGUAAAGUUAAUUUUCAUUCAGGGAAUGUAAAACUAUUAUUUACAAUAAACGUAGUUGGAGGAGAACAAAUCAGUGGGAUAUUCCUAAAUGGUUAUAUCUUACUUUCUGAUUACAAAGGUAAAAUUAUCAAAUACGAUGACAAAGGAACUCAAAUAGGAGAACUCAAAAUAACAGGAACUCCAAGUGACAUAACAAAAAUUGAUGACAUAAAUGUUGUAGUGGCAACACAUUCAACUCAGAUUCACUUAAUUAACGCUCAGUCACUUACUCUGCAUAAAACAAUUACUGCCAAUAUAAAAAUAUAUGGUUUGAGCUUUGUAAAUAACGAGUAUAUAAGUUCAAAUUUUGAUUACUCAUACAUAUCAUGGUUGGAUUCUUCUUUCAAAAUAAUCCGGACUGUAGAAUCAUCUGCAUCGGCUUAUUUUGUAUGUUGCAGUAGUAAAGAUGAUUAUAUAUACAAACAAGGAAAUUCAAUUAAACAUGUAUCUUCCACUGGAACUUUAACUUAUGCAGGUGACGAUACUCCAUUCACGUAUGGUGUUGACUUUGAAGAUAACAUAUAUGUUGCUGGGCAUACUUCAGACACAAUACAUCAGCUAACCCCAACAUGUGAGCUGAUAAGGGUCAUUCCUAUUUCAACAUUUGCUACCAAACCGGGUGAUUAUUUAUGGGUUUUGCGAUUUGAAGAAAACAGUAACAGAUUUUUGUUCACUAGUUUUCACGGUGGGAAAGUGUUAAUAUGUCAAAUUGAUUAGGAUGUUAUUAAGUGAUAUUAUUGUAGAUGUUGUAGUUCUCAGAUAUUAUUCUUUGGAUUAAUGUACUUGUAUAACCAAAAAAAUACUAAUUUGUUAUUCGUAUACCUUGCAAAUCGAUCAAUUGAUAGAAGUACAACAACAAAUAUGAAAAGUUGAUAAUAGUGAUUAUCACUGCUUGAUUAUUUUUAUGUACCUGAAACUGUCCAUUUUAUCAGCCAAUGUGUUUCCAAUUGACAUUUUUAAUACAAAUGACAUAAAUUCCUAGAAAUUAGUCGGUAUUAAAUCAGUCAAAUUCUAAUUAGAAAUUCCUUUCGUUAUAGUUGACGUAUGACUAUUUUGGCUAAGCUCGGUAUUUGGUUGGACUCUUUUUAACCUUUUUAUAGCUUUUUGACUAAACAAUCUUAGGGUAUUGAAUGAUGGGUUUUCAAGAAACACAGGAAAAAUUUACUUUGCUUUAAGAGAAUUGAACUACUUUUUCAAUUCAUUAUAAUACAUGCUGUCUAUUAUACCUAGA
This is a messenger RNA of Mytilus trossulus (common blue mussel), 2437 nucleotides long. Its product is annotated as E3 ubiquitin-protein ligase TRIM45-like. Gene Ontology annotation, molecular function: zinc ion binding. The transcript has a single exon. Lineage: Eukaryota; Metazoa; Mollusca; Bivalvia; Mytilida; Mytilidae. The coding region runs from base 10 to 1923 and encodes 637 amino acids. The record is from RefSeq and is a predicted model, not a curated record.